AUGAUGAGGUCGGGGGUAUGGGCGGAGCGAGGUCGGAAUGGUGCCGACGGAGAAGGAGAUGGUGACGAUCCCAAGUGCGCGCCCAGCCUGGCUUGGCCCCUUGCCUUGCCUUGCCUUGCCUGGCCUGGCCUGGCCUGGCGCGGCACGCCUGCUUGUCUCGGCUUCUUGUCCGCGGCACCCAAGCAGCACGGCAGCCUGCGCAGGCGUAGGCCCAAGCUGGGCCCCGUCUCCCGGACCAGGGGCCGACUGACCGACCACAUGGCUGCUCGGGAUCGUCGGAUGGCCCGGCCCCGACGUCGAUCCUGGACUUGCGCUGUUGCUCUAGCUUCCGACCACCACCAUCUCGACUCGUUGGCCUGCUCUGUCGCUAUCGCUCUGGCACUUUACGACCACGAUCACGACCACGACGACUCCCAUGCACCACCCAACGACUAUUGCGCCACGGUGACGCCCUCUUCCCUAGCCCUCAAAAUGGACGACAAGACCGCCUCCUCCGCCGACCACCAUGACAGCCGCAGGGGAUCGAGGCACCGACCAGUCGCCGAGGCGCCCAGGUUCGGCGUCAUGUGGGAGGUGAUGCGCACCAUUGGCGACCUCUCGCUGCCCACCUUUUUCUCGUCGGUCGCCGUCGAGGGGCUCGACAAUGUGCCGCCCUCGUCGGACCCGCUCAUCAUCUGCUCAACCCACCACAACACCAUCCUCGAUGUCGCCAUCCUCUCGUCGCACAUGCCGGGCCGCCGGCCGCUCCACUUCUGGGCCAAGUCCGGCCUCUUUGUCAACCCCAUCUCCAACUUCAUCCUCACCUCGAGCGGCAACAUCAAGGUCGACCGCAGGCACAAAAACAACCAGGCCCUCUUCCAGGGCACCUUCCACGCCAUGAACCGCGGCGGCGCCAUCGCCCUCUUCCCCGAGGGCGGCAGCUACUCCAACCCGGCCCUCACCAAGCUCAAGGCCGGCGCAGCAUGGGCCGCCCUCGAGUAUACCCAGCACCUCCGUCUGCAGGAACAGCAUUCGCAGGAACAGUCGUCGCAGGAACAGGAACAGGCGCAGCAGCACGGACCGCCGACGUCGGCCGCAUCCGACUCCCUCGGUCGAGCCGUAAAGAUCCUGCCGGCGGCCAUCGUCUACUCGGACAAGAGCCGCUUCCGCAGCCGCGCCAUCCUGCGCUUCGGCAAGCCCAUCACGCUCGACGCCUACGUCGAUGAGUUCCUCUCGUCUCCCGUCUUUCCCGGCUCCGAUGGAUCCCGCGACGCCCGCGCGUCAUCGCCCAACGUCAAGGACCCAUCGGCCGAGCCAUCGCCGGCGCACAAGGCGGUGGCUAGGCUGACGGCCGCCAUUCAGGCCGCCAUCGAGGGCAUGACGUUCAACGCGCCGGACUGGGAGAGCUUCCAGGCGGUGCGGGCGGCCAGGGAGCUCAUCUGGAACCUGCAGAGCGACGGCACCGGCGACAAGGACAUCGACAUGCGCAAGUUUGUCGCCGCUUCGAACGCGCUGCUCGCCGUCCUGACGCUGGACAGGGACGGCGCCCGGGCGCCAUCCGGAUCGCCCGUCCGCCGCGAGCUCUCGGAAGCGUCGAGGGAUGCCAGGAGGGCGCUGUUCGCGUAUGCCUGCUUGCUCCGCCUCUGCGACACCGAUAGCCGAGUCCUCUCGCUCGUCAUGCAGCGGCACGGGGGCGACUCGACCUCGACGGCGGCGGGCUCGCACGCCUCUCCGUCCCUGCCCGAACCUCGGGCGGCGUUGGCAGGGCUCUUCUCGGCGGUAAAGUCGCUCGUGAUCCGCCUGCCCUACCUUGUGCCGACGUUCCUGCCGACGCUGCUGCCCACCUACCUGCUGCCCUCGAGGAUCGCCCAUCAUUUCGCCAAGAAGGAGGAGGAGUCGCUGUCCUCUGUCAAGACGCUGGUGGGCUUCGGCUUCAGCCUGAUCCUCUACCUCUAUGGCCUCGUCGAGAUGACGAGCUUCACGCGGUGGAACCCGUCGGGCUUCUUCCUCGGCGCCGUGGGCAUCUGGUGGAUGGUCGAGCUGAACCGCUCCUGCGUCGACACGGCCUACAGCCUGCUGCAGCAAUGCCGUCUCGCCUGGGCCGUGUGGCGGGCUUCUGGCAAGGUCCGACCGGGUACCUCGGGCACCGCGGCCGUGCCCGAAGCGGAGGGGCGAGCGGGCCAGGCCAGGGCGAGCCAGGACGACGGAGCGCCCGCCGCGACCUCUGCAGCUGGGCGCGAGACGUUCAACCUGUUCUUCUACGGCACGCUGGUCCACCCCCAGGUGCUGUCGCGCGUCAUUGGCAACGACGGCGCGCACCUGACGGUGCAGAACGGCAUCCUGCCCAACCACGCCCUCUGCCACAUCAAAGGCCAAGACUACCCGGGCUUGGUGAAGCAGCAAGACCUGGCGCGCAUCUUCCCAGCAGCGACGGCCGCGCAGCUGGUGCAGUCCGAAAGGACGGCGGUCAAGGGGACGGUCGUGUGCGGCCUGACGGCGCAGGAUCUGCGCUGCCUCGACACGUUCGAGGACGACGAGUAUACGCGCAAGACGGUCGCGAUCACCCUCGACCCGGCGAGCGAGGCCUGCUCCAACGCCGCACGCCUCGCGCGCGGAGACGCCGAGCUCAACCUCGAGAGCAUCCUCGCGGCGCUGACGCCGGCUCGCAUCUCGCAGCUGCUCGAAGCGUCCCGCGCGCCCGGAUCGGGCGGUGUGGCCGGUGCGAGGCAGGUCGAAGCGCAGGUCUACAUGUGGACGGCGUCGCUCGAGCUGCUCGAGGCCAAGGUGUGGGAGUUUGACGAGUUCGCCCGCGAAAAGGCCAAGAACUGGGUGGGCCAGCGGUGGGAGGGCGGCGAGGCGGCGGCCGAGAUGGAGUUCGAGUACGAGAUCGUCGAUGCCGUCCGGGGCGAGGGGUCCUCGGCGGCCUCGUCGACGUCGGUUGUUGAAGCCCCGAUGCCGGACGCCCUCGUUGCAGGAGCGGCCAUGCCGCAGACGGAGCAAACAGACGCCGCGGGCGACGAGGACGAGGGCGAUGCUGCGACGAGGACAUGGCACGGCGCGGCCGCAUCGACCCUCUCGUCGCACGGCGCGACACGGGAAGCCAUCGCGCUGACCCUCUCGAGCCUGUCGAAGCAUCCGAGCAUCCAGUACUACGUCGACCAGGCGUUCUGCCGAGCGUCGUCAGGCGACAAGGCGGGCAAGAAGGUGCGACGGCCGAGCAAGAUGGACGCCCACCUCGUCGCUGCGCUCUACGCCAGCCGGUUCGAGGCCAAGAGGUCGUUGCAGAGGCUCGUCGAAAUCUCGGGCGUCCAGUUUGAGGAUGAGCGAGAGUGCGACGGCGAUGGCGGUGGCGACGUCGAAAAGGCGAUGCGGGUGCUGUGGGACUGCUCGGUACGUGCCGACGUCAACGGUCGAGCAGGGUGGCCAUUCGAGGUCGUGGACGCGACUGAUGCCGUCGAGGAUGGGGAGACGAAAAAGGAUCGGUGA
Molecule: messenger RNA, 3465 nt
Organism: Pseudozyma flocculosa PF-1
Lineage: Eukaryota; Fungi; Basidiomycota; Ustilaginomycetes; Ustilaginales; Ustilaginaceae
Exons: 1
Coding region: 1-3465 (1154 amino acids)
Biological process (GO): phospholipid biosynthetic process
Cellular component (GO): endoplasmic reticulum membrane
Molecular function (GO): glycerone-phosphate O-acyltransferase activity; glycerol-3-phosphate O-acyltransferase activity
Source: RefSeq, a predicted model, not a curated record